GAUGGUGCUGCUCGGGAUCUGUGUGGCUGUGGCCGUGUUUUUGGAGGCCGUCUCGGCUGCUUCUCUGGGUGUGGUUUCCACGGAGGGCGGCUUGGUGGAGGGGGAAAACAUCCGCCUGGCCUACCAAAGGCACAUGGAUAUUUUCAAGGGAAUUCCCUUCGCUGACACCCCCGGACGCUUUGAGAAACCCAGACGCCAUCCAGGCUGGGAUGGUGUGUUGAAAGCUCAAGACUACAAACCUCGCUGCCUUCAGUUGAAUAUGCUCAUGACAGACACCAGAGGCUCUGAGGACUGCCUCUACCUCAACAUCUGGGUCCCUCACCGCGCAGAAGUCUCCUCCAACCUGCCUGUGAUGGUGUGGAUCUAUGGAGGGGCCUUCCUGGUGGGGGGCUCCAUGGGGGCCAAUUUCCUGGACAACUACCUGUACGAUGGACAGGAGAUCGCAGACAGGGGGGAUGUCAUUGUGGUGACUCUGGGAUAUCGUGUGGGACCCCUGGGCUUCCUGAGCACCGGACAGUCUGAUCUCCCUGGAAACUACGGCCUGUGGGACCAGCAGGCUGCCAUCGCCUGGGUGCACAGGAACAUCCGCUCGUUCGGAGGAGACCCCAACAACAUCACCCUCUUUGGAGAGUCUGCAGGGGGCGCUAGUGUCAGCUUCCAGACCCUGACUCCACACAACAAGGGCCUGAUCCGUAGAGCCAUCUCUCAGAGCGGAGUGUCCCUGUGUCCCUGGGGUGUCAUCAAGAACCCACGCAAGGUUGCUGAGGAGGUGGCUCUGAAGGUGAACUGUCCAACUGACAGCAGGAUGGCGGCCUGUCUCAAGAUGACUGACCCUGUGGCCAUCACCAUGGCUGGGACCCUCAACAUUCAAAGCUCCCCUUCCCAGCCUGUGGUGGAUAACCUGGUUCUGUCUGCGGUGGUGGAUGGAGACUUCCUGCCAGACCACCCCUCAAAUCUGUUCCACAACGCUGCUGAGAUCGACUACAUCGCCGGGGUCAAUGACAUGGACGGACACAUCUUCACUGCACUGGACAUCCCCUCGAUCAACUCCAUGCUGGUGGAUACGCCCAUUGAAGACCUGAAGACACUGCUGGGCUCAUACACCAAAGACAAAGGUAAGGCUGGCAUGGAGACAGCUUUCUCCACCUACUCCGCCAGCUGGGGCACCAGUCCGAACCGCGAGACCAUCAAGAAGGCCGCCGUGGCCAUCGGGACAGACUACAUCUUCCUGGUGCCCACUCAGGCUGCUCUGUACCUCCACGCCCAACAUUCCACAACUGGCCGCACAUAUUCGUACCUGUUCUCUGAGCCGAGCCGCAUGGGGGGACUGAUCACGCCCUACCCCGACUGGAUGGGAGCAGACCAUGCGGACGACCUGCAGUACGUGUUUGGGAAGCCCUUCUCCACUCCUCUGGGGUACUGGCCCAAGCACAGGGACCUGUCCAAAUACAUCAUCGCAUACUGGACCAACUUCGCCAAAACUGGAGAUCCAAACCAGGGUGGCUCGGCGGUCCCUGUUGCUUGGCCGGAGUUCCAGAGUGGUGGAGACAAGUUCCUAGAGAUCCGCAACGACAUGGGCCAGGGCUUUGUCCACCAGAAUAUGAGAAUGCGCUUUGUGACCUUCUGGACCAGUGUGCUGCCCAGUCUGCCCACCAUUACUAAGUCUGAAUAAAACUGAUCUACCCAUCUAUACACCAUAUUCACCAAUAAACAGU
This is a messenger RNA of Boleophthalmus pectinirostris (great blue-spotted mudskipper), 1715 nucleotides long. RefSeq names its product bile salt-activated lipase-like. Lineage: Eukaryota; Metazoa; Chordata; Actinopteri; Gobiiformes; Gobiidae. The transcript has 11 exons. Gene Ontology annotation, biological process: presynaptic membrane assembly; postsynaptic membrane assembly; neuron cell-cell adhesion. Gene Ontology annotation, molecular function: neurexin family protein binding; signaling receptor activity; sterol ester esterase activity. The coding region runs from base 2 to 1672 and encodes 556 amino acids. The record is from RefSeq and is a predicted model, not a curated record. Gene Ontology annotation, cellular component: postsynaptic specialization membrane; cell surface; synapse.